AUGGCAACCAUACCACAAUUUAUAUCUCAAAAACUACCUUCCAUCGAUUUUAAUAAUAUCCCUCUUUUAAAAGAUAGUCGCUUGAGAUCUGGCCAAUGCUCUAGUAAUAAAAGUCUUGUUCCAGGCGAACCAGAAGGUCCUUGUGUGAAAACUGAGAUCCCAGGACCGCGUUCAAAAGAACUUAUAAAGCAACUAGAACAUUUUCAAAUGGUAGGUACAAUUCAAUAUUUAGUAAACUACGAGAAAUCGAUAGGAAAUUACAUCAUAGAUGCUGACGACAAUAUCUUAUUGGAUACGUACACGAAUAUAUCGACUAUACCCGUCGGGUAUAAUCACCCAAAGCUGCUUGAUUUAUUUAAGGAUGAAUGCAAUUUGAAAUCUAUGGUGAAUCGUCCAGCACUAGGUGUUUAUCCUGGAUUAGAUUGGCCUGGUAGACUGGAAAAUGUUUUAAAAGGUAUAUCUCCCAAUCUCCCUAAUAUUCAAACGAUGAUGUGUGGAGCUUGUUCAAAUGAAAACGCUUGCAAAUCUGCAUUCAUAGGUUAUAAGAUGAGGGAGAGAUGCGGUCAAGAUUUUACAGAAGAAGAAAAAAAAUCUUGUAUAAAUAAUCAGCCACCGGGAUCGCCGUAUCUUUCCAUAUUAUCAUUUGCGGGAGGUUUCCAUGGAAGAUCAUUAGGAACUCUAGCAUUAACCCACUCAAAACCUAUUCAAAAACUAGAUUUCCCUUCUUUCGGGUAUUGGCCUAUUGCAACCUACCCAAAAUACAAAUACCCUUUGGAGGAAAAUUGUCGUGAAAACGAAGAGACAGAUAAAAAAUGUUUGCAACAGAUCGAAGAGUUAUUUGAAAAACAGAAAAGCUGUGCACCUAUUGCCGGAGUUAUUAUUGAACCUAUUCAAUCGGAAGGUGGUGACAACCAUGCAUCUUCUCAAUUUUUUCAAAAACUACAAUCUAUUUGCAAAAAAAAUUCAGCUUACUUGAUAAUAGAUGAAGUACAAACAGGUGGGGGUCCUACUGGGAGAUUUUGGUGCCACGAAUAUUUUGAUUUACCGUGUCCACCUGACAUGGUGACUUUCAGUAAAAAGUUACAAACCGGAGGAUACUUUUACACCGACGAACUUAAACCGAAACACCCUAGCAGAAUUUUUAAUACGUGGAUGGGAGAUCCGGGAAAAAUAAUAUUGCUGGAAGCUAUAAUAGAUAUAAUUAGAUGUCAAAAUUUACUCGAUCAAGUGGAAAAAUCGGGUGAAAAGUUAAUUUGUGGAUUGAAAAAUCUCGAGAAAGAAUUUCCUGAUAUAAUACAUUCCGUUCGGGGUAAAGGUACUUUCGUCGCUUAUGAUGGAAAUAGUCCGAAAACAAGAGAUGCCAUAAUAAAAGAAUUAAAGAAAAAUGGAGUCCAAGCGGGUGGUUGUGGUGACAAAUCUAUUCGGUUGAGACCAGCUUUGGUAUUUCAAGAACAUCACGUCGAUAUUUAUUUAGAUAUACUUAGAAAAGUUCUUAAAAAAGUUGGUGGAUCAAAACAAAAAUGUUGA
Molecule: messenger RNA, 1527 nt
Organism: Diorhabda sublineata
Lineage: Eukaryota; Metazoa; Arthropoda; Insecta; Coleoptera; Chrysomelidae
Product: 4-aminobutyrate aminotransferase, mitochondrial-like
Exons: 1
Coding region: 1-1527 (508 amino acids)
Biological process (GO): GABA catabolic process
Cellular component (GO): mitochondrion
Molecular function (GO): pyridoxal phosphate binding
Source: RefSeq, a predicted model, not a curated record